GGGUUUGUGUCUUGGGAACAGCUGAAGUUGUCAAAAUAGUUUUGUUUUCCCAUUCGCUUCCGGAGUAUUUUUUCAUUGAAAAUAGAGAAAAAUGCCUCUUUUUGAUUCUGUGAUGCAGGAAAAACCUGCAGUGGUGUUUGAGAUAGGUACAGCUUAUACCAAGUUAGGGUUUGCUGCGGAGGCUCACCCCUGGUUUAUCCUUCCCACGGAAGUCCUCGAUCCAGCUUCAGGGACAACGAAGAACCUCUUUUCCUUCCACGGCACCGAAUUGUAUGACAACCUCGUAACAUUCCUCAAUGAGUUAUUCUUCAAAUAUAUCUUGGUGACUCCAAAGGAUAGACGAAUCCUAAUUGUUGAGAGCGUUCUCUGCCCCACAGAGUUCCGAGAAUGCCUGGCGAGGGCAUUCUUCAGGCACUUUGAAGUAUCCCUAGUGUUUUUCGUACCAACACAUUUGGUCAUCCUCACGACUCUAGCCGUCAGCACGGCUCUUGUCAUUGAUUUGGGAUUCAAGGAAGCAGUCAUUCUGCCAGUUUACAGUGGUGUUCAGGUGCUUCAUGCUUGGCAGGCACAGCCUCUAGCCUCAGAAGCUGUUCAUGCUGAAAUACGACGACAAUUGUUGGCGUCAGGUGUCAAGGAAUCACUGCUUACUGAGGAUCUUAUCGAGAACAUAAAAGUUCGUACGUGCUUUGUGACUAAACUCUCUAGGGCGGUGAAGUAUCGCGAAGGGCAGUCGCCACAACCCUGUCCGGAUGUUGACUAUCCAGCUGGUGGAGAGGAGAUCAUCAAAAUCUCAGGAAGUUUGAGAGAAACUGCCUUUGAAGUCCUCUUUCCGGAGGAUAAUGAUCACCUAGGAUUACCUUAUCUCAUCCUGGAUGCCAUACUCAAGUGCCCCCUCGAUAUGAGGCGUCAGCUGGCUGAGAAUAUUGUGCUCAUUGGAGGUACAGCAAUGAUUCCUGGACUUACAGCCAGGCUCCAGGAGGAACUAAUUCAUUUGCUGGACACUGAUCUCUACAAGGGCAAACUCUUUAUCAAAUCCUUUAAAUUCCACACACCACCAGCCAAGGCUAAUUUUACCGCCUGGCUAGGAGGAUCAAUCUACGGUGGGACAGAUCUUCUGCUGACAAGAUCAUUAACGAAGGAGGCCUACUCUAAGAAUCCCCGAGUACCCGAUUGGACACAUCUCGAUGAUAAACGUAGUCACGGCAGCAACUGAUCAAAAGCAUCUCGAAAUAAAUCUCUUCAACAGUGAAAUCCAAGGGGUGAUUAAAUGCAGGGUCAUGCGAUUUCCGCGCAGAGAUCGGCAAAUCGAUGUUUCAAGUUGAACUGUGACUGGCAGAUUUAAUCACCCCUUGGUAAAGCAGCAAAGCCGAGAAGAGGACUCCGCAGAAAAAGGAAAACAAACCAGCGUGAUCAGUUACAAAAAAAAAUUUAUCAUUAUUAAUGCUUUCUUGGAAGAAAAAAAAAUAUAUGAAGAAAAAACUUAUGCGAAAAAAUUUGAGGGCUUUUAUCUCUCGAUGAGUGUCCCCCUUGGAAUGCCUUUGGUGACCUUAAUAUUAAUGCAAUUCUUAAUUUAUUAUUUUUAUUUAAUUUUACCUCCACUUAAGCUCAUGAUUGUUUUGUUUUUUGUACACUCUAAUCCUAACUUAUCUCCUGGAUUAAACAAUUUAUUAAUUUUCUAUUAAUUAAAUAUCAAAUUGUAUUUAUCAAAUUUAUUGUAUUAAAUGCAUUUAUAUAAAAUGUAA
This is a messenger RNA of Phlebotomus papatasi, 1742 nucleotides long. RefSeq names its product actin-related protein 10 (gene Arp10). The record is from RefSeq and is a predicted model, not a curated record. The transcript is spliced from 3 exons. NCBI's taxonomy places the organism in Eukaryota, Metazoa, Arthropoda, Insecta, Diptera, Psychodidae. The coding region runs from base 92 to 1213 and encodes 373 amino acids. Gene Ontology annotation, biological process: retrograde axonal transport of mitochondrion.